Ceratitis capitata (Mediterranean fruit fly) is the source of this 1909-nucleotide messenger RNA. RefSeq lists its product as uncharacterized. The record is from RefSeq and is a predicted model, not a curated record. The transcript is spliced from 4 exons. Bases 67 to 1098 code for a protein of 343 amino acids. Lineage: Eukaryota; Metazoa; Arthropoda; Insecta; Diptera; Tephritidae.
AGUUAGUAAAACUUGAAAGGAGAAAAAUUCAACAUUUAACUUGCGUGAAUUAUUAGUGAUUUUAAAAUGAAGAGAAAUGUAUUGUGGAUAUUUGCUUUUAUUCUCGCAUUGCAUUUUACAUUUGUGCUCAGCGAAGGAACGCCAAAGCCAGAGGAGAGCCGGUCUCUGCAAAUUGGAGGCGUUACAGACCUGGAGUCUGAGGGAAGAACUAGGAAGCACCACCACAAAUUAUGGUACCUUUGGGGUUGGCAUGCUCUUGCCAUUGCCUAUUGGGUCAAAGUGAAACUUGUCGUUGUGGGCUUUUUCGUGGGCAGCGCCAUAUUUGUCGCUUUGCGAUACGCAUGGCCAAACAAAUGCUCAACAGGCGUCGUGCAUGACUCUCCCGCAAUUAUUUACGAUCAUCCCCCACCUUCUUUUGCUCAUGACCAUGUGCCCUAUUCCCUAGACCACUCCAACUUUUUCGAUCAUUCAUACAGCAGUUCGGACUCUGUCGAUCCAUAUUCUGCUUAUUCAGGCUCGUUUUCUCAAGAUAUUACAGCCACUGCAGAGGAAGUGCCGCCGACAGCACCAGGAACUCACAGGGUGUGGCGACGUAGUUUACAACAACAGGCAAAUUAUCGACGCCAAGAAACUGAAACUACAAUGAAUACGGAAGAGAGAAUUGCCGAAUUCUUUUUCGACUUCUUAGGUUUGGAUUCAUCAGCGUGUCGUCGUCGUUUUAUAUGCGAGAUGGAGUUUCGAUCUCGUUUCAACCCGAUCAGCGCAAUGGCUUUUCGCAUCGUUGGUCGGAGCUUUUUUGAAAAAUACACAAAUGCGAGAAAUCCACUCGGUCAGGCGCAUUCUUUUGGGGAAUGUGCGGCAGUUAACCCAGAAUGUGAAUUUAUAGAGCAAAACGAUGAGGAAACAAACUCUCCUCCAAAAGAAAGCGCAGAAGAACAUUCCUCAGCCUCAGGUGUUGAAAAUGAAAUCGAUGUCAGUUCUGCUGAAAAUCACAAUACCGACGAUGGCAUUACAGUUAAUGUGGAAAGUCAAAAUGAAGCGAAUUUGAAGACGGAACGUCUGACCAAAAAAUCACUCAUACACCGAUUUAGAGUGUAAAUCAUUGGCAGAAAAAAUUUUCAGGCAAACUCAAUUCUGGUUGAAAAUAUACCGAAAAUUUUAGGUUUAGUUUAGAGCUAACGUUUAAAAUAUGUGUAUGUAAAUAUUUUAUAUAUAAAAUGAUUUAUUUAUUUAUUAUCUACUUGUAAUAGUAUAUUUAUUGACUUGGCCUUACGUUGACUGACCACAAAUGAAAUAUGUUUAUAUAGUUAACUAUUAAUAAAAUUAAUAAAAUAAAUCACUAUAUUAUUUAAAAAACAUGGCUCCCUAUGUCAAGAAAAUUUAUACUUCUAAAUUCAAUAAGAGAGAGAAUUAGAUUAUUUUCAAAAAAUGUUGAAACUCUUAUAUUCAUUCGUAUAAUUAAAAUUUAUCGACAAAACAUUUAGUUCAGACAAAUUGGACAAAAAAAAAACAAAUUGGACUCCAAUUGCGUUUAGUUUUUUUACACUUCUUUUCGUUCUCUACUAUGUACUAUAAAUAUAUUCCUUUUAAACUAAUAUAUUAUAUGCUUGUAAAAUAAGUAAUUUUGCAGUUAAUAAAUUUUUUUUCACGUACGAUCUAUUAAUUGAAAUUAAAUAUUUCUUUCAUCUGAAGAAAAUUACAAAACAUUGCUUUCUCCUACUCCCCCUGACCAUUGUGUCAGAUUCAAACCAAACCCGUCCCCCUCUUCGCCGAGCUACGUGGUGUACGGAGUUAAAUUAGUUUUGAAGGUUAUAUUAAACAAAGAUAAGGGCUGUCUAACGUAACAUGAAACUUAUAUUAAGUUUUUCUGUAAUUUAGUUUAUUUCACAAUAAUUUUCCAAAAAUCUUC